Messenger RNA from Solanum dulcamara, 1767 nucleotides. RefSeq names its product probable protein phosphatase 2C 60. Gene Ontology annotation, molecular function: cation binding; protein serine/threonine phosphatase activity. The record is from RefSeq and is a predicted model, not a curated record. The transcript is spliced from 12 exons. Bases 411 to 1496 code for a protein of 361 amino acids. NCBI's taxonomy places the organism in Eukaryota, Viridiplantae, Streptophyta, Magnoliopsida, Solanales, Solanaceae. Gene Ontology annotation, biological process: protein dephosphorylation.
UGGUUGUCUGUUUUAUGUAUGUAUCUCCUUCAUCUUUUGUGUGCUCAGUGCUUUUGGUUCUUCGUUUAAUCUUUCCUCUUGCUGGAAUUUUUGUGCAUCUUCGGUAUGUUUUCGUAACUGAAUUUGGGGAGGUUUGGUACUUUGGAGGCCCUGAUUUUUUGGGGCCUAAAGCGACUGCUUUAGUGCCUUUAGCCGCCCUUGGCAUCAAGCAAAUUCUGUUUAAAUUCUCUGUUCAGUGCUGCUGGCUUCAUAGAAUAACUCUGUUCUUGUAGAUAAAAGGAUUACGAUAGAGAAAAAAGUAUUGUGAUACUGUACUGAGGCAUCUAAAUUUUGUGUAAUCUAAUUUCCUUUAGGGUUCUUGGAGGCCACCCUACGCUAAAUCUUAGCUCAUGCCUAUAUAAAAGGUCAAGAUGGGAAUAUAUUUGAGUAGUCCUAAAACUGAAAAAGUGUCCGAGGAUGGUGAGAAUGACAGACUAAGAUAUGGCUCGUCAUCAAUGCAAGGAUGGCGUUCAACCAUGGAAGAUGCUCAUGCAGUUUAUCCAAAUUUGGACACUUCCACUUCCUUCUUUGGUGUUUAUGAUGGCCAUGGAGGCGAUGAAGUUUCUAAAUUUUGUGCCAAGUUUCUUCACCCAGAGGUUCUUAAUCAUGAAGCAUACUCAGCUGGGGAUAUAUGCACUUCUAUUCAGCAUGCUUUUCUCAGAAUGGAUGAGAUGAUGUGUGGACAAACAGGUCAGAGAGAAUUAGCCGCUUUGACAGAAAAGAACCAAGCUAAGGACAUAAUAGAGGGUUUGUUAUCGCCUCCCAAGCAUGGUGAACCCAAGGGGCAAACAGAUGGUGGGUCUUCAGAGGAGGGGGCUAAUUCUGAUUACCGUGGGCCAUCUGCAGGGAGCACAGCUUGUGUAGCAAUCAUUCAGAAUAUUCAACUUCUUGUGGCAAAUGCUGGUGAUUCUCGCUGUGUCUUAUCUCGGAAGGGUCAGGCAUAUGAUAUGUCUAGGGACCAUAAGCCUGACCUUCAAGCUGAAAAGGAAAGGAUUACAAAUGCUGGUGGAUAUGUCCGGUGUGGACGGGUCAAUGGGACUUUAAACAUGUCAAGAGCAAUCGGAGACAUGGAGCUGAAACAGAACAAAUCGUUGCCUGCUGAAAAACAAAUAGUGACUGCUAAUCCUGAUAUCCGCACUGUUGAGCUUUGCAAUGAUGAUGAUUUCCUUGUUCUAGCUUGUGAUGGCAUAUGGGAUUGCAUGUCAAGCCAAGAGGUUGUGGACUUUGUCGGGAAACAGUUAAAACACGAAAAUAGGCUCUCAGCUGUUUGUGAGACAGUGAUGGAUAAAUGUUUGGCCCCAGCCACGGGUGGAGAAGGAUGCGACAACAUGACCAUGAUCUUGGUACAAUUCAACAAACCUUUCAAGAUUGCCACAUUGAACAAGGAGCAACCACUGGCCUCUAAUCAAAAUUCUGAAUGUAAUGGAAGCACAGUAACAUCUAACAAUAUGCCAUAGCAGGAAGAGUCAUGCUGUCGCUGUAAGCUUUUGAAGUUUUGAUAGAUAAAAGGUGGCGUUUUAGAUAAUAUCAGAAGAUCUGUAUAUAUGCUCAACUCCCCUGACCUUUUCAAGUGCGGGGAUAAGCUUUUAGCUUCAAAUGGGCAAUAAUGUACACGGGACAAUUCCUCAGAGGAAUGUUUUCAGUUUAGUGGAAUUGAUGAGUGUAGUAUUUUCCCUCUUGUAGAGAGAACUAUUAGUUGAAAUACUAAAAUGUGGAUUUUGAUUGUUU